Dryobates pubescens (Downy woodpecker) is the source of this 1330-nucleotide messenger RNA. RefSeq names its product chondrolectin (gene CHODL). The transcript has 6 exons. Gene Ontology annotation, biological process: positive regulation of axonogenesis. Bases 94 to 927 code for a protein of 277 amino acids. The record is from RefSeq and is a predicted model, not a curated record. NCBI's taxonomy places the organism in Eukaryota, Metazoa, Chordata, Aves, Piciformes, Picidae. Gene Ontology annotation, cellular component: cytoplasm.
CUGCAGAGGCGGUGUUUUGUCGCUGGCAGGCAUCAGCCUGCCCUGAGCGUCCGGGGUGCUUCUUGGAGGGGAGCCGGCAGCGCGACCGGCGCCAUGGGGUCCGGAGGCGGGCUGAGGCUGGCGGCGGUAUUGGCGGCUGCCGUACUGUGCGGGCCCGGGGGGCUCGCUGGGCGCGUCCUCAGCGGUCAGAAAGUAUGCUAUGGUGACUUCAAGCAUUCUUGUUAUAAGUUAGCUUAUUUCCAGGACUUGUCUAGACGUGUGGGCUUUCAGGAGGCCCGCCAGGCUUGUGAAAUUGAUGGUGGGGCUUUACUAAGCUUGGAAAGUGAAGCUGAGCAGCAACUAAUAGAAAACAUGUUGCAAAACCUCACCAAGUCAGGAUCUGGGAUUUCUGAUGGUGAUUUCUGGAUUGGGUUGUGGAGAAGUGGUGAUGCACUAGCCACCUCAAGUGCCUGCCCUGACCUCUACCAGUGGGCUGAUGGAAGCAAUUCACUGUUCAGAAAUUGGUAUACAGAUGAGCCUUCCUGUGGAAGUGAAGCCUGUGUUGUGAUGUAUCAUCAACCAACUGCAAACCCUGGUCUGGGAGGGCCAUACCUUUAUCAGUGGAAUGAUGAUAGAUGCAAUAUGAAGCACAAUUUUAUCUGCAAGUAUGGCCCAGACAUUUUACCAACAGUGCCGGCAGGAAAUCCUUAUGACACAAGCAAACCAGAAGAUCAGUAUCAUAUUAUUGCCACUGAAACAGGUAUAAUUCCAAAUCUAAUCUAUGUCAUAAUACCUACUAUACCACUGCUGCUGUUGAUACUGGUGGCUUUUGGGACAUGCUGUUUCCAGAUGCUUCAUAAAAGUAAAGGAAGAACAAAAACCAGUCCAAACCAGUCCACACUAUGGAUUUCAAAAACGCCUAGGAAGGACAGUAGCAUGGAGGUAUAAUGAGUUACUGACUGAAAACAAAGGGAAAAACAAUAACCUUUUGCAGUCAGGCUGUAUUAUAAUGUCGUCAAAGAACACGAGCUUGGAAUGGCUUGAAAAAUGCAGAGGAUCUACAAGAAUGAACUGUAAGCUCCCCCUUGAGGCAAAUGUUCAGAUCAUUUUUAUAUCAUGUUGGAUUAUUAAUUCAGUAACAAAAUAUGCCAUGCUAAAUAAAGGGUAUGUGUUUAUUUUGCUAAGAGAUGUAAGUCAGCUAGUUGUGAGCAAUGAAAUGGAGAGAGCCUUUGAAAUUUUUAUGGGGAAAUAUCUGCAAUGUAUACCAGUUUUAAGACUGUUUGUAGUUAAACCCUCUUUGUUUCCUUUAGUCUGUUGUGCAUUGUAACCUAGUUGAUGUACUGUAAAUGGA